AUGUGCUCCUGGGAGACGCGCCACCAGCCCGCGCAGGCGCAGGCGGACUACUGGGAGACGGUCGAACAGCGCAUGGAGCGCGUCGGGCCGUUUCCGCGGUACGUCCUCAGUGAGGCCGCGUUCAACGGGCGCACUGAGGCAGUCGAGAGCGCCCUGCAGGCGAUUGACGCCUCGGUUGCCAAAGACUACUUCGCGCGGGAGGCCGAGAUAUUUUGGUGCGAGGAGAACCCGUUCAAGAAAUUUGUGAAAGUUGAGCGGGAAUGCGGCAAAUACGGGCACGAGAUCGUGAAGUUGUCAACUAUAAGCGACUACGCCGAUCAGCAGAUGGUGGACCGGCUGUGUGAGGUGCUGGGCGACGGGGGGGCGCUCUCGCUGCUGUCGGGGGCCCCCGGUGCUGCCUAG
Molecule: messenger RNA, 402 nt
Organism: Trypanosoma conorhini
Lineage: Eukaryota; Euglenozoa; Kinetoplastea; Trypanosomatida; Trypanosomatidae
Product: retrotransposon hot spot (RHS) protein
Exons: 1
Coding region: 1-402 (133 amino acids)
Source: RefSeq, a predicted model, not a curated record